CAUAAUAAAUAUAAAUUAUUUUAAUUAUUAACAAAUAUAAUAAAAUAAUAAAAAAAUACAACUCUGUGUGAUAUAUUUAAAAAAACUAAACUAUACAACCAAACAACAUGUGUACGAAUAACAGUAAUAUGUUGUAUAAUACUAAUACUACUUACUCUACCUACAAUAAAAUUGUGUGCAAUUAAUAAUCUUCAAUAAUUCAUUUAAUGGACAUUGAUGUUUUUGCUGUUGUUUUGGUUGCGUGACGUUACUAUAACAUAAAUAUAAUAUAAAAAUCAUAUGUUAGAUACUAAAGAAAAUCGUGCAAAAGGAAAAAUUCAAUAUAUCGUUAAGAAUAAAACAUUAACGUGAUGACACGUUCCUAUGAGCCUGCACCGUCCAUAGAAAAAGACGAAAGUCAACUGAAAACAAAUGCAGACGAUGAUAAUGAUACCAGUUUCGAAAUAGAUGAACCAGAAGAUGAAGAAACUAUAUUUGUGGUUAAAGGACAUAAUGUCUAUACACCUACCAAUGAAACUAAUGAAAAAAUAACUUCACGUUUAAACAGUCCCUCAGGGACUAAUGAAGAUGAAGAUCAAAUUUCUCUACAAGAAGAAAAAUCAAAUGAUAUAACCCCCAGUACAUCUGUUUGCAUAAAGGAUAGUCAUCUUUCUGCAAAAACUAAUAAUCGCGAUGAAUCCAAUGAAGAUUCAGAUUGUUCAUACGAUUCUUAUACUUAUUCUUCCACGCCCACAACCGCAGAUGUGGCAGAUGUCACAACUGUUACUUUAUACCAUGGCGGCAACAGUGGUUGUAGUAAAAUUAUUAGGCAACCCUGUAGGCGACUGCCACCUUCAGCUAAUGUUCUAGUUAUAGCAGUACAAACGAGUCACAUGAAUGAUAUUGGCUCGGUAGCAGAAGAUACUUGUUCAGGUUCUUUAGAAACAACAACGACUGAUCUCGAAACGGAAAAUGCACCCUCUAUAAGUCCCUAUAACAAUAGACGUCUUCAGUCAGUUACGAAUUCGUCUAAUCUAAUGUACAAUUCCACAAUACAUUCCAUACCCUCAGUACUGUUAACUCAUCCCACUGCUGCUUUCCAAGAAACCGACUCAAAUGCUAUCGAAAUACCUCCUACGCGUACUAAUCGCCAUCAGCGUACUAUGUCUUCAACAUCACAACGUUCAAUAGCCUCACAGCAUUCAGUACAUACCGCUAAUACAACAUUGUCCAUAACUCAGCCGAAAAGUCGAAUCUGGACGUGUUUAAGGUGGAUUUGUUUAAGAUUUAAGAGUUCCGGCAUAGGAGAACCAAGUGUACAUCAUGCUUUGGUUGUGAUCUUUUUAGAAUUUUUUGCCUGGGGUUUGCUAACAAUGCCAGUUAUAUCGGUGUUAAAUCAAACGUUUCCCGAACACACAUUCCUAAUGAAUGGUCUAGUCAUGGGAAUUAAGGGUAUAUUAUCAUUCCUAAGUGCACCCCUGAUUGGUGCUCUGUCAGAUAUUUGGGGUCGCAAAUUUUUCUUGUUAAUAACAGUAUUUUUCACAUGUGCUCCCAUACCUUUAAUGACAAUAAACACAUGGUGGUUUUUCGCAAUGAUCUCAAUAAGUGGCAUAUUUGCUGUCACAUUUUCAGUUGUAUUUGCUUAUGUAGCAGAUGUGACCACAGUGGAAGAACGAUCACGUGCUUAUGGUUUAGUAUCGGCAACAUUUGCCGCCAGUUUGGUAAUCUCACCUGCUCUUGGUGCUGCUCUAAUGGAAAAGUACAGUGAUACAUUAGUCGUUGCUCUAGCUACAGCAAUCGCCGUAUUGGAUGUGUUCUUUAUAUUAGUAGCAGUCCCUGAAAGUUUACCAGAUAAAGUGAGAGGCUCCUCUUGGGGUGCUCCCAUUAAUUGGGAGCAAGCAGAUCCUUUUGCAGCUUUGCGCAAAGUUGGUACAGAUCAUACCAUUUUGAUGCAAUGUGUUACCGUAUUGCUGUCGUAUCUACCAGAGGCUGGACAAUAUUCUUGUAUAUUUGUCUAUUUAAAACUAAAAAUGGGCUUUAAUACCAUGGAAGUGGCUAUUUUCAUUGCUGUAGUUGGUAUACUAAGUAUUAGUGUUCAAGUAACUCUUGGUUAUUUAAUGCGGAGGGUUGGAGCUAAACGCACUAUUGUUUUGGGUCUUAUAUUGGAAAUGACACAACUAUUUUGGUACGGUUUUGGCAGUCAAAAGUGGAUGAUGUGGGCUGCUGGAAUAUUGGCUGCUUUGGGUUCGAUUACAUAUCCAGCUAUUAGUGCAUUUGUCUCCAUACACUCAACGGCAGAUAGUCAAGGUGCCGUUCAAGGUAUGGUCACUGGCAUGCGUGGACUAUGUAAUGGCUUAGGACCGGCUAUGUUUGGUGUUAUAUUUUAUUUAUUCAACGUUGAUUUGAAUAAUGAAAAAUCACUACAAGAGAAUGUCGACAAUGAUAACUGGUUUCAAUUUCCGGGACCGCCAUUUGUCUUCGGUGGUUUUAUGGUCAUACUUGCCAUACUCGUAGCACUGUUUAUACCAGAGGUACAUGGUGAUAUGAAUUUUAUACGUACUCCCAAUGAGAAAAAACGGGCUUCAGUAGAUGUACAAUAUGAAGUGGAAGGUGGUAUAAAACCAACAAGCCCUUUAAUGCGUUCAGAUUCAUUGGCGCAGCUGUAGUAUUGUUACCUAAUAAUAAGAAAAUUAUUGUGUUAAAUUGUAAGCUUAAACAAAAACAAAAAAACAAAGAAAACAAACCAACCAACACACACACAAAAGAGAAAAUAACUAGAAUGCUUUUUAUAUAAAAAAAAAUCAAAUAAUGUUUUAACAUGAAAAAAAAUAUGGUUCUUAUUAUCAACAAUAUCUUUAUUAUUUUCAAUCCUGCCAUUUAUAGUUACAAUAAUUCUUAUUUAUAAAUUACUGCAUUUGCUAAAAGAGGUAUAUAACUCAAAAAGAGGUUUUAUUUUUCGUUUGGCUAAAUAGUUAUCUAAUUAAAUAUUUAAAAAAAUUCUUAAAAUCAUAGUAAAGUUAUAUUAUGGGAAAUCGUUUUUGCGUUAUAUUCCUUGUUUUGGCAAAUGAAGGCUAUGAGAAUGCGCAAAAGUGAAAGGCAAUAAUAUAUUUUUGAUUAAAAGACUCUUUUUUUUAAUGACAAAAUUUAAUUUAACUGAUUUAUUUAUUAUUAUUUAUUUAAAUGUUUAAUUUAACAAUUUAUAUUUGAAGCUUUUGUUUGUUUUUUUUUGUAAUGAAAGUAAUACAUACAUAAUAAUUUGAAUUUACAAACUUCUUUGUUGUGGUUAUCAUUCAUUACAUCUUAACAGCUUUGCUGCUUCAGAUUUUAAACUGCUGUGUCCUUAAAAAAAAGCUUUGCAUAUAGAAACUAACAUAUCGUUAUCUAAAAUUGAAAAGUCUUGCAACUAAUAAUUCAAUAUUUUUACAGAAACAAGUAAAGUAAUUGUUCGGCUGUGCCGAAUCUUUUAAACAAUUCUUUAAAUGUUUAUUUUUGGAGCAACAUAUUUCUUGGGUUCAUUUUUUUCUUUACAUAUUUUGCUUAAUUAUUGAAAUGUUAGUUGUUCUUUUUUUGUGUGUUUUAGAUAGAGAGAUAUUACUGUUAGGUUAACAGUUUAUUUAGAAAACUUUCAAACCCAGUUUUUGUCUAUUAAGUCCUUUUAUACUUUAAUUUUGUGUGAUUUUCCAAUAUAUUUACAUUUCACAAAUCUUUAUAAAUAAUUGCCACAAUCGGAAUCAGCCUAUUAGAUUUUAGUUUACAAUAUGUAACCAAUACAUACAUAUAUUCUAAUAUCGAUUUUAUUUUGCUGUACAGCUUUAAAGAAAAGAACAGUUUCUGGCUUUUGAAAACCAAAUACUUUGUAAUAAGAAAGUGUUUCUUUAUGAUACUUUUUAACAUAUAAAUCUAAACAUCGAUUUGGUUUAAAUUUAAGACUUUCAAAUAUUUAUAUUUUUUUAAAUUUGUAAAAAGAACUACUUUAAUAUAAUGAUGCAACAUCACAUACAUACAAAAUACUUGCCAUUUGUUUAUUUAAAACAAAAUUGAGUCUUGUUUUAUUUCCUUCUCUUUUUCUCCCCUACUUUCUUUUAAUCUUUCAUUUAUUUAUAACUAAAUGUUACUAAUACAUACAUACAUAUGUUAUUUUCCUAAAAAAAAAAAAUAUAAUAAUUUAGACAAUAAGCUAAUUUGUAAUUGUACAUACAUUUGAUAUAUAAUGAGCGAAUUAACAAUCUGGGCGAAUAAAGUUGUUCAGAGAAUCUUAAACCAUGUAAAAUGUAGAAAUUGAAUGCUUAUAAUUCUUGUUUCUUUAUAAAUUUAUUAGUUUGUAAACAUACACACACCCACACAAACACAAAUUACACAUAUAUAAAUAUAUAAAAUUAUAUAAUUAAUUAAUAAACUAGUUAUAGCAACUGUUAUGAACUGUUAAAGAAAACAACAAAACAAAAGUAAAGAAGAAACAAAAUAUCCAAUUAUUUUUAUCAAAACGCAUAAUCUUCGAAAAUUGUGUCCAAAACGGUUGGCAUUCACAUACUACAUACAUACAUAUGUAAGAAUGUAAGUUUAUCAAACUGUGAUGAUAUGUUAGAAAUGGUAACUAAUAAUGAAUGGUGAUGAUGAUUUUUUUUUGUUUUUUGGUUUGUUCUUAUUUUAUUUAUUACGGAAUGAUUAUCAAGAUAUAUAUAUAUCUAACUACAUAUAUUUUUGUGAAUUGUUUUUGUAUUAAUUCGAAUGAUAAUAAAUGUGUAAAUAAUCUUAUAGUCUGUCAAUCGUUUGGAUGUCAAUUAUCAAAUAAUAUACAUACCUUUCUUUAUAUACAUACAUACAAACAUACAAAUGAUAAGUUUUUUAAAAAAAAAAUAAUAUGUAACAAUAUGUAGAGUAUUUUGUAUUUGUUUUGUUUUUGUCAAAACUAAGCUCAUCUAACUAAUAACAAAUCCAAUUCGUAGUCCUUCAGUAAUAUUUAUUUGUAUUUGUCUUAUGUUGGUGCUAAAUCAAUUAUUUAUUAAUUACUUUAAUUUAUAAUACUUGGACAAGUUUUUAAUUGAUUACGGGUAUAUGCUUAUAAGCCGAUUUGAUAUCAAUAAUAUCUUUCAAGAUUUGGUUAGCAAUUUUUAUUUAAUUAGAAGAUCCCUGUUUACAUUCCAACAUACGUUGGCUAUCUAUAAUUCUGUAUACAUUUCUCUAUAAAUAAAUUUAAGUUAUGAAAUUCUAAAAAA
This is a messenger RNA of Lucilia sericata (common green bottle fly), 5195 nucleotides long. RefSeq names its product hippocampus abundant transcript 1 protein. The transcript has 9 exons. The record is from RefSeq and is a predicted model, not a curated record. Gene Ontology annotation, biological process: transmembrane transport. Gene Ontology annotation, cellular component: membrane. Bases 351 to 2645 code for a protein of 764 amino acids. Lineage: Eukaryota; Metazoa; Arthropoda; Insecta; Diptera; Calliphoridae. Gene Ontology annotation, molecular function: transmembrane transporter activity.